AUGAUAAUGUCUUUAAUACCUGAUUCUAAAUUUCAAUGUGUCAAUACAACGUGUUUACCAUUCAUUAAUGUUAUUAAAUCAAACAUUAGGAGUUGUCAAGUAGCCUGUUUAAGUCAAAGUCAAUGCAGAGCAGCAACUUUUCAUCGAUCAACUUCUAAUUGUGAAUUAUUUGCUGAUAUUUUGAAUCAAAAUGCAAAUAUGUUGGCUGAUGCUGAUGCUACUAGUAUGAACGUUAUUAGUGGCACACGAUUUCCACCAGAACCGACUACGACCUCAACAUCCACAACAACAACAGUAACAACAUCCACCACAACUUCAGCAUCCACAACAACAACUUCAACAUCAACAUCAUCAACAUCCACAACAACAACAUCCACUACAACAUCAAUAACAACAUCCACUACAACAACAACUUCAACAACAACAUCAUCAACAUCAUCAACAACUUCAACAUCAAUAACAUCCACAACAACAACAUCCACUACAACAUCAAUAACAACAUCAUCAACAACAACAACUUCAACAACAACAUCAUCAACAUCAUCAACAUCAUCAACAACUUCAACAUCAACAACAUCCACAACAACAACAUCAACAACAUCAUCAACAACUUCAACAUCAACAACAACAUCAACAACAACUUCAACAUUAACAUCCACAACAACAGCAACAACAACAUCCACUACAACAUCAAUAACAACUUCAACAACUACAUCCACAACAACAUCAUCAAUAUCUACAACAAUUUCAACAACAUCAAAAACAACAUCAACAACAACAUCAACCACAACAUCAACAACAUCAACAACAUCAACAACAGCAGCAAUACAGCGUCAGUACCAUGUCAAAUGA
Adineta steineri is the source of this 852-nucleotide messenger RNA. NCBI's taxonomy places the organism in Eukaryota, Metazoa, Rotifera, Eurotatoria, Adinetida, Adinetidae. The record is from the annotation of a GenBank genome assembly.